GACGGCCGCCAGGAAAUCGCAUCCCCCGGUGUGCCAAUUCCGACGAGGACGUUGCGCGCGACCGAUCGAAGGCUCCCCCCCAGCUUCUCUCCUUUCCAAACCAACCCAUACCCUGCGCAUUCGCUGAGACACCUCUCCUCGCACAACCUCGCGACCGGCCAUCGUUUCAAUCGCACGAAGCAGAUACGAUCUUUCCAAAAGAACAUCCGCAGAUUCGGCCGCACAUUGGCAUAGCAUAGGAAGUUGCCCGCCUCGGAUGGCACGAUGGCAUUCCUUUUCAAGAGCAAGAAGAAUGCAGACAAAGCCCAGACCUUGAAAGAUGCCACGAACGGGGCCGUAGGACCACAGCCGCCUCUGCAGAACAGUCCAAAUGGACGCCUGCAAAAUGAGAAGGGUGCUGGCGCGGUGCAGCAGACGACACCGGGCAGCAGUGUAAAUAAUUCGAUGAACUCGCUCCAGGGAGGAACUCCCCCGAGCCCAGAGCAAUUGAAUGGCCGGAGAGGUCCUAAUCCAGAACAGGCGCAAGAACCUCCUGCGCGAAAUGCCCCUUCACAGCAAGGUCAACAGAUGAAUCCGAAUAUUAAUGCCUCCUUGUAUCCCUGGUCGAAACGGCGGAUGACCUAUACGACCGCACAUCCCAGUCCCUUCCCACGAUAUGGCGCGGCUGUUAACUCGAGCGCAUCUAAAGAGGGUGAUAUUUAUUUAAUGGGAGGUCUCAUAAAUAGCUCCACAGUGAAGGGUGAUCUGUGGAUGGUGGAGGCAGGAGGGAAUAUGGCAUGCUACCCGCUUGCAACAACAGCUGAAGGGCCUGGACCUCGAGUAGGGCAUGCUGCUCUCUUAGUUGGGAAUGCAUUCAUUGUCUAUGGAGGAGAUACAAAGAUGGAAGAUUCGGACGUUCUAGAUGAGACGUUAUACCUCCUGAACACAUCUACACGGCAAUGGUCGAGGGCAGUGCCCGCAGGGCCCCGACCUUCUGGUCGAUACGGGCACUCGCUGAACAUACUUGGGUCGAAGAUAUACGUGUUUGGAGGUCAAGUGGAGGGAUACUUCAUGAACGAUCUGGUCGCCUUUGACCUGAAUCAAUUGCAGGCCCUCCAAUUGGCCAAGUGCCUCCUGCGAGAACGAAUCACACUGUUGUGACGUACAACGAGAAGCUUUACCUAUUUGGUGGAACAAAUGGGUUACAAUGGUUUAACGACGUCUGGUGCUACGACCCCGUAAC
Amorphotheca resinae ATCC 22711 is the source of this 1222-nucleotide messenger RNA. RefSeq lists its product as hypothetical. Gene Ontology annotation, molecular function: protein binding. The record is from RefSeq and is a predicted model, not a curated record. Gene Ontology annotation, biological process: regulation of cell shape. The coding region runs from base 265 to 1140 and encodes 291 amino acids. The transcript is spliced from 5 exons. Lineage: Eukaryota; Fungi; Ascomycota; Leotiomycetes; Helotiales; Amorphothecaceae.